This is a messenger RNA of Mizuhopecten yessoensis (Yesso scallop), 1236 nucleotides long. RefSeq names its product testis-specific serine/threonine-protein kinase 4-like. Bases 99 to 1136 code for a protein of 345 amino acids. Gene Ontology annotation, molecular function: protein serine/threonine kinase activity; ATP binding; tau-protein kinase activity. Gene Ontology annotation, cellular component: cytoplasm. The transcript is spliced from 2 exons. Gene Ontology annotation, biological process: protein phosphorylation; intracellular signal transduction; microtubule cytoskeleton organization. The record is from RefSeq and is a predicted model, not a curated record. NCBI's taxonomy places the organism in Eukaryota, Metazoa, Mollusca, Bivalvia, Pectinida, Pectinidae.
GACGUCAUCGGUUCAGAUCUUUGUUUACCUUGGAUGAGGGGGGCCACCGCCGAGACACAUUUCGCGAUGCCUCCAUCCAAAGUUAACCACACGCAAUAAUGGCGGAACGAGAUUCCACAUUUGAUAUACAAGAUCAGGACGAUAAACAGUCCAGUGUUUUAAACACGUCCACAACCUCGGCUCGAGUCAGCCGAACAAGUCGGCGGUUCCAAGUUUUGGAGUCUCAGGGGUUCAUAGUUGGCAAGAUUCUCGGCACGGGGUCUUACGCCUGUGUCAGAUCAGCGUACGACGUCAAUCGAAAACACAAAGUGGCGGUCAAGAUAAUUUCCAAGAGAAAGGCGCCUGAAGACUACCUGACAAAGUUUCUUCCACGCGAAAUAGAUGUGAUCAAGGUUCUGAAACACCCGUCCCUGGUCGCGUUCUACCAGGUCAUCGAGACGACCACACGAUACUUUCUAAUCAUGGAAUUAGGUUGUGUUGAUCUUUUGGACACGAUACGCGAGGAGAAGAGCAUUGAAGAGGAUGUUGCAGGGGUAUGGUUCUAUCAACUCCAAGACGGCAUGCUGUAUAUGCAUAACAAAGGCAUUGUCCAUAGAGACAUCAAAUGCGAAAACCUUCUCUUGGACUUCAAAAAAGACCUAAAGGUCACCGAUUUCGGAUUUGCUAAGAAGAUGAUAAAGAGCAAGUCUGGAGAAGUGAAACUUAGUGAGACUUACUGCGGAAGCUACGCAUAUGCUCCUCCCGAAAUUCUCAAGGGACAGGCGUACGACCCCUUCUUGGCUGAUGUGUGGAGCAUCGGGGUCGUUCUAUUUACAAUGCUAUAUGGCCGUCUCCCCUACGAUGACUCAAAUCACAAGAAACUGCUGAAGCAAGUUCAGAGUCGGGUUUCAUUUCCGUCGAAACCGGAAGUGAGUGAACCUUGUCGAAUUUUAAUUUUGAAAAUGCUCACAAAAUCCCAAGAUCGGAUUCCAUUGGGAAACGUUCGAUUUGACCCCUGGUACAGGAAGUACAAGCCAAAUGCAGCUGAAUCAACGGAAUUUAUACAUCCAUGUGGUUCUGUGGCCCUAUGCAAGACCGAAGCAUUGGAUAUAGCGUCGCCAUUAGCAACCAUAGAUUCUAUAAUUCCAACGGAAUAGUUGUUCCACUUUACAUUCAACAGAAAUUCUAGAAGCAUGGACAGUUCCAUGUACUUUGUAGAUGAUCUUUAAAUAAAAUUUACUUUUUCAACAACAUUAA